GGCAGGGUACAAGUGUGCCAUGGAGAAGAAAAAGAAGCUGAGUGGUCCCCCUCUCCCGCACGUGACGGGAGCAAAGAAGCUGAGCAUUCCUGAAAAAGAAGGCUUGGCAGCGCGGCCUUCACAAAUUUACAGACGUAGGAUGUCAAGCCAUGAGGUUUCUGAUCCAGGAGAGGAUGAUUCUACCACAGAUUUUACAAAAAAAUUCUCUCCAGGAUUACAAAUAUGAUGGGACUACUGCAGCCUCAAAGUGUUUAGUCCUCUCAGAAGAUAUAUUGACAGCUGUCAAGGAUCAGGACUUUGAUCGCUACAAGUACAUAGUCCAAGUGUUUAUGGUGGAAAAGACUGGCCAGUCAAUUCAUAUUGCCAGCAGAUGGGUCUGGGAUGCUGCAAGAGAUAACUGGGUUUCAGCACUGCAUGAAACAGAGAACUAUGUUUCAGUGGCUUUGAUAAUUGCUGGUUAUUAUGAGUAACUUACUUGAAAACAAAUGUACUCUCAUAAAAGUACAUUCCUGUUAUUCUCAGAAAAAAUAUAGCUUAUUUGUUGAAACAGAAAAGUGACUUUUCCCCCUCACUCAUGCUGUUUGAAUCGUACUAAUUUGCCAGAGUUAUGACCUGAGUGGACCUGGUAUCUUGAUCUCAUCAGAUCUCAGACGCUAAGUAGGUUGACGGUCCUGGUUAGUACUUGGAUGGGAGACCACCAAGGAAUUCUAGGGCUGCUAAUCAGAGGAAAGCAAUGGUAAACUACCUCUGUUAGAUUCUUGGCUUGAAGAAUCUGCUGGGUUACCAUAUGUUGGCUGUGAAUUAUUGGAACUUCACACACACACAAUUUGCAAGAGGAUUUUACAGCGAGCGGAGCACUACUGGCAUCCCUUUGGGGAGCCUUUUAAGAUUGCAGUAUCAAUAUCCCCAUUAGCAUCUAUUUCUUUUUUGUGGGUAUUGCAAAUAUAUUCAGUUUUCAGCUUUAGCUCUUUUUGCUGUUCUGUGUAUGUUCAAAUACAUGGUUCGGGAUUGAAAAUGAUUCAUGGCUCUCCCAGGACUUUCAGUAGAAGGCACUGAGCUGAAAUGGUAUUUUGCCCAAGGUAUCUGUCUACAAGUUUACAACUUUGUAAAUAUUGAAUUUGUACAUUGUGGAUUCCACGCCAGUAGUGCUGGGCCGAUACAGGAAAGUGUAUCGGCCCAGUUAUUUUGUGGU
Messenger RNA from Sphaerodactylus townsendi, 1192 nucleotides. It is a transcript of the gene DYNLT2, whose product is annotated as dynein light chain Tctex-type 2. Gene Ontology annotation, cellular component: cytoplasm; cytoplasmic dynein complex. The record is from RefSeq and is a predicted model, not a curated record. The transcript is spliced from 4 exons. Gene Ontology annotation, molecular function: dynein intermediate chain binding. NCBI's taxonomy places the organism in Eukaryota, Metazoa, Chordata, Lepidosauria, Squamata, Sphaerodactylidae. Bases 150 to 470 code for a protein of 106 amino acids. Gene Ontology annotation, biological process: microtubule-based movement.